Naumovozyma dairenensis CBS 421 is the source of this 1788-nucleotide messenger RNA. It is a transcript of the gene NUP53, whose product is annotated as FG-nucleoporin NUP53. Gene Ontology annotation, biological process: nuclear pore organization; regulation of DNA-templated transcription; NLS-bearing protein import into nucleus. The transcript has a single exon. Gene Ontology annotation, cellular component: nuclear pore nuclear basket; nuclear membrane; nuclear pore central transport channel. Lineage: Eukaryota; Fungi; Ascomycota; Saccharomycetes; Saccharomycetales; Saccharomycetaceae. Gene Ontology annotation, molecular function: phospholipid binding; structural constituent of nuclear pore; single-stranded DNA binding. Bases 1 to 1788 code for a protein of 595 amino acids. The record is from RefSeq and is a predicted model, not a curated record.
AUGUUUGGGACACAAUAUACGUCAUCGAGUGGAACUCAAUCACAACCUUCCACAAAUGUUAGUACAAAUAGGUUCGCAAACGUCUCAAUAUUAUCUCAUGAUCCAGUGACAAAUAGGCAACUACCCUAUCAGUAUCAAAGUCAACAGCUGCAGCAGGGGCAAGGACAACAACUUCCACAGCAGGGGCAACAACAACAAACACUACAGCAACAGCAACAGGCUCAACACUCGUCAUAUACAUCAAAUUUUGCGCAGAACUCUAAUACUCCGACUUGGUAUAAUAAUCCAAAGAAAAGAGUCAUCCCACAAAAUAUUGUCAAAAGGUCUACUAGAGGAACAUCUUCGUCUUCUCCGCUGAGAAGUGAAUCUUCUGAUAACUCCAUUAGAAGUAAGCGUUCAAUCAAUUUCGCAAAUAGCAAUACAAUAAAUAAAAGCACAAACGUUUCUAACUAUAAUUCAGGUUUUAAUACCAUUUCAUUUGGCUCGAAAAAAGGUGCCUCAACUCAUAAUACCAAUGAUCAAGAUUUAAGUUUGCUUUUAUCUGAUUCAAAUGAAGCCCCUCCAAUGGUUUCGAUCCAUGACUGGAAAGAAGAUGAAUAUGGAUCAUUACCAAUUUUACCAUCACAAUCUGCUUCCGGACAAAUAUUUUCAUCUGACGCUGCUGAGAACAUACCAAAUACUUCAAUGAUCGGAAGUAAUAACAAUACAUCUAUUUUCCCAGUAUCUACACCUCUAUCAGUUAAUAACUCACGAAUGUUUACAAACGCUUUCGAUAAAGAAAAUGCAUUAUCGACUGCUAAUACGAACAUCUUCGCUUCAUCAUCUGCCGCAGCUGGUGAUGUGAAAGCUGAAUCUAACGGAUUAGAAACUAGUAGAAGACAAGAUAUUGCUCGAAAUGAUAUUGCAGCAAUCAUAGUUUUUGGUUAUCCAGAAUCAAUAUCAAAUUCAAUUAUUACUCAUUUUGCACAUUUUGGUACCAUUUUGGAAGAUUUUGACGUACUAAGGUCCAUAUCAGGUAUUAACUUAUCAACAUUGAGAAAUCGUUCUAAAGAUUCAAAAUACGUUAAGAAAUAUCCAAUUUUCACUGGUGAUGGAUGGGUUAAGUUAACUUACGAAAACUCUUCAUCUGCAUCGCGUGCUUUACAAGAAAAUGGAACUGUAUUCUCAGGUUCAUUAAUUGGUUGUAUACCUUACACAAAAGCUGCUGUUGAACAAUUAGCUUCUUGUAAGAUUAGUAAUGUCGAUGACAUUGGAGAAAACAAUAUUAUUUCAGAUUCUAACAUUAUAAAUAAGGAAACAAACUUAACUAGUAACAACAAUUACGCAGUGAAUGUAGAUAAUAUUAAUAAUACAAGUUUCCUUGCAACAACACCUUUAGUAUCAUCAUUCCAACCAUCCACUCCAUUCAAACAAUCGUUCGACAAAAGUACUGUAGAACCUUCAGUGGAAGGUGUCGAUAAAGAAAAUUUUCAUACUAAUAAACCAAACAUCAUACCUUUAACCAACCAAUCUUCUCCCUUAAGACCAACAGCACAGAACGCUUCUCAAAAUCCUCAUCGCUUAAACAUCAAAGAUGGGAAAUCCUUAUUUUUGCAUAAUACGGACACAAAUAGAACAACGUUUUUCCAAAGAUUGGAAUCAAAUAUGCGUGAAGAUGAAAGUAAACUCUCUCAAAUGAACUAUCAAAAUAAUCCUAAUAAGAAGAAUAAUAAUAAUGAUAAUAAGGGAAUUAAACAAUCAAUAACACAUAGCUUUAAUAAUUGGUUGUUUGGUUGGAAUGAUCUAUAA